This is a messenger RNA of Lindgomyces ingoldianus, 3162 nucleotides long. RefSeq names its product elongation factor 2. Bases 21 to 3014 code for a protein of 997 amino acids. Lineage: Eukaryota; Fungi; Ascomycota; Dothideomycetes; Pleosporales; Lindgomycetaceae. Gene Ontology annotation, cellular component: cytosol; U4/U6 x U5 tri-snRNP complex; U2-type catalytic step 2 spliceosome. The transcript has 3 exons. Gene Ontology annotation, molecular function: translation elongation factor activity; U5 snRNA binding; GTPase activity. The record is from RefSeq and is a predicted model, not a curated record. Gene Ontology annotation, biological process: mRNA splicing, via spliceosome.
UUUACCCAUCUUCCGCCACGAUGGAUGAUCUAUACGACGAGUUCGGAAACUUCAUUGGCGAGGCCGACUCGGGAUCGGAUGCGCAAUCCACGGGCGAGGGUGCGGAUGCCUACGUCCUUGGCGAUGAGGAGAAAAGCGAGCCCCCAUUGGAGGAGGAUCAGCAGCUUAUGGAGGUCGACGAUGAGGGCCCAUCGAACGCCGUGAUCCUCCACGAGGACAAGCAGUACUAUCCAUCCGCCUCAGACGUCUAUGGGCCCGGUGUAGAGAUUCUUGUCCAGGAAGAAGAUACGCAGCCAUUGACACAGCCGAUUAUAGAGCCGGUGGUGCAGAAAAAGUUCACAGUGCAGGAGGUGGACUUGCCUCCAGUUCACUUCAAGAGGGACUUUCUCGCGGAUUUAAUGAACUAUCCCGAUCAGAUACGAAACAUCGCAAUUGCUGGGCAUUUGCAUCAUGGAAAGACGGCCUUCAUGGAUAUGCUGGUUAUGGAGACACAUGAUAUCCAGGAAAGACUGGACAAAGCAAAGGGCCGCAAGCGUGAGGAGCAGCUGCGGUACACCGAUGUGCAUGUUCUUGAGCGUGAACGCGGCCUCUCAAUCAAGGCGGCACCCAUGAGCCUGGUUCUACAAAACGGUGCGCGGAAAUCGCAUUUGUUUAACAUUCUAGACACCCCAGGACACGUCAACUUCGUCGACGAGGUUGCCGCCUCGAUGCGAUUGGUCGAUGGCGUGGUCCUAGUCGUGGACGUGGUCGAGGGCGUUCAGGUGAACACGGAGCAGAUCAUCAAACACGCCGUGCUAGAAGACCUGCCCUUGACUUUAGUGGUUAAUAAACUGGACCGACUGAUCCUAGAGCUAAAGCUUCCCCCACAGGACGCCUACUUUAAGAUCAAGCAUGUAAUCGAGGAGGUCAAUACCGUUAUCGAAGAUACCCUCCCAGGACAGGGAGAGAAGAGGCGCCUAAGUCCUGAGAAAGGCAACGUGGCAUUCGCCUGUACAAGCAUGCGUUGGUGUUUCACACUAAAAUCGUUCGCCCAGAUGUAUGCCAAUUUCUACCCAGGAGGCAAGAGAGGGCCUGGUUUCGGGAAACAGAGCAAGAACAUCGAUGUCCCUGCAUUCUCCAUGCGAUUGUGGGGAGAUAUCUCUUACAACCCUCGGAGUCGCAAAUUCACCCGUAAGGGAGUAGAGGAAGGCUCAAAGCGAUCAUUCGUUUACUGGAUACUCGAGCCUGUUUAUAAGCUUUACUCACACACACUUAGCAAGAGCCCCGAGGACCUGAAGGACACGCUGGCCGAAUUAGGCAUUCAGCUCAAACCAUCACAAUAUAGAACGGAUGCUAGAGAGCUCAUGCGCCUGGUAUGUGAGCAAUACUUUGGCCCUGCUACGGGCUUUGUCGACAUGAUCCUCGAACAUGUUCCAUCACCACAGGAAGGUGCGCAACGGAUGCUAGAAAAAUACUUUACCGGCCCUCUGGACAGCAAGACUGCAGAAGCUAUGCAGAAGUGCGACCAGGAUGGCCCGUUAGUCGUUCAUGUUGCAAAAUUGUUCAAUUCAACAGACGCCAAAUCGUUCCAUUGUCUUGGACGAGUCAUGAGUGGCACUGCACGGUCCCCUCAGUCGGUGCGCGUUUUAGGCGAAGGCUACACGCUUGAGGACGAAGAAGACAUGGUUGUCUCCACAAUCACGGACACAUGGAUUGCGGAGUCGCGAUACAACGUACCUACCAGUGGGGUUCCAGCAGGCAACUGGGUCCUUCUCGGAGGUGUCGACAACUCAAUUGUCAAGACUGCCACCAUCGUGGCCCAGAAACUCCCCAAUGAUGAAGAUGCAUAUAUUUUCCGACCGAUUAGACACUUCUUUGAAUCUGUUUUCAAAGUCGCAGUCGAGCCUAUCAACCCUUCCGAACUCCCAAAAAUGCUUGACGGCCUACGGAAAAUCAAUAAGUCCUACCCUCUCAUCACCACGAAAGUAGAAGAAUCUGGAGAGCACAUUGUGCUCGGCACUGGGGAGUUGUACAUGGACUGCGUCCUUCAUGACCUACGGCGGCUGUACGCCGACAUGGAGCUCAAGGUCUCGGAUCCUGUCACCCGUUUCUGCGAGACUGUUGUAGAGAUGUCUGCCAUAAAAUGCUACGCCCUUACUCCAAACAAAAAGAACAAACUCACCAUGAUUGCUGAGCCGUUAGAUCCAGGGAUUGCAGAAGACGUCGAGGCUGGCAAGGUUAGAAUUAAGGAUCCUGUCCGCGUUGUUGGCAAGUUCUUCGAGGAGAAUUACGGCUACGAUUUGCUGGCAUCGCGAAACAUUUGGGCAUUUGGACCUGACGACAUGGGACCGAAUAUUCUCCAAAACGAUACCCUUCCGUCAGAAGUAGAUACGAAGCUACUUCGACAGGUGCGUGACACUAUCCGGCAAGGAUUCAGCUGGGCUACUCGUGAAGGACCACUCUGCGAAGAACCAAUCCGCAACACCAAAUUCCGUAUCACCGAUGUUAAUCUCGCUGAUGAAGCCAUAUUCCGUGGUGGUGGUCAAAUCAUUCCUACCUCCCGGCGAGCCUGUUAUUCGAGCUUCCUGAUGGCUAGCCCGAGGUUGAUGGAACCGGUGUACAGUUGUAGCAUGAUUGGACCUGCUGAUGCAGUGAGCAGUUUAUACACGGUUUUGGGCAGGAGGCGAGGUCAUGUGUUGCAGGAUGGUCCCAUUGCUGGGACCCCGUUGUACAGUGUGCGGGGCCUAAUUCCGGUCAUUGACAGCUUCGGGUUUGAGACUGACUUGAGGAUACACACUCAAGGCCAAGCGACCGUCUCACUGGUCUUUGACCGCUGGUCCAUCGUUCCGGGCGACCCUCUCGACAAGGACCUUAAAUUGCGACCGCUCGAACUUGCUGCUCCUCACGCGCUGGCAAGGGACUUCGUGCUCAAAACACGGAGGAGGAAGGGUCUGGCUGAGGACGUCACGAUCAGCAAGUUUUUGGAGCCAGAGCUCUUCCGGCAGCUAAAGGAGAGCGGAAUUUUGGAUGGCUAGCUAAUACACGACCAAUAGGCGGGGGCACCUCACAAAUGAUUGUGAUUGUACAAUAGCAUCUCUUGGGUGAAUGACAGGGCUAUCGUCGUAUGAUCAAAUGAUCGGAGCAUCAGGCUUUAGGCUGGGGCUUCAAAAGGCUUGGAAUGGG